Durio zibethinus is the source of this 1671-nucleotide messenger RNA. RefSeq names its product exonuclease DPD1, chloroplastic/mitochondrial-like. Gene Ontology annotation, cellular component: cytoplasm. Gene Ontology annotation, molecular function: 3'-5'-DNA exonuclease activity; nucleic acid binding. The record is from RefSeq and is a predicted model, not a curated record. Lineage: Eukaryota; Viridiplantae; Streptophyta; Magnoliopsida; Malvales; Malvaceae. Gene Ontology annotation, biological process: DNA catabolic process.
UUAGUUUUGGUCCAAACGAAUAUUGGGUCAUAGCCUAUGUUUGGUCCCAAAGCUUACAAUAAUGGAGUUUUUGUUUUGUUUUCCCGUUGUUGACAAAGCGUCAAACAGCGCCAAAAAGGUUCCUCCUUUGUUCCUUGAACCGGAAAAACAAAAAGCACGCAUGACCCGCAGUGUUUUUGGGCUUCAAAAUUGCACGAUCCGCAAUUUCAUUUCAGCUCCUCAUAUAGCUUCGUGUUCCACUUCCAAACACCGAAAAGGAAACCAAUGUCAGAAACCUGUCUGUUUAUAAUUUCAAAAUGACAGUUUCAAAGGCCAAUGUGGUUUCCAGUGUUUGAAUUCCCUCAAAGUUGAUUGAGAGCCCAAAUGAUGACAGGUGCCAUGUGCUUUUCGCUUUUGCAAUUUCCUAGAUGCAGAAUCCAGCCCUUACCCCACUUUCGAUCAACAUAUGUAGGCUAUUUGUCACACAACUUCCACAUACUAAUACAUUCUCCUAUGGUUUGUUCCAAAGUUAAGUUGCUAGGAUCACAUGCUUUUGAGCCUUUGCAACAAGGGACAAUCAAUAGGACUCAGGUUUUGAGACCAAAAUCAACAGUAAGUGGGCUGAGAACUAGAGAUAUUGAGAAAAGCAAACCAAGCAAUGUUAGCCAUGAAUACUUGGACAGACAAAUGCAAGCAAGCACUAUCAAUUCUGCAGUUUCAAGUUGCUUUAGAAGCAUCCAGUAUUGUGAUGCUAAACGCCAGAUUUUAGAGAGCCAAGAUCCAAAGCAACUUGUAACAGUAUUUGUUUUUGAUAUUGAAACCACUGGAUUUUGCAAAAAGAGUGGGCGGAUUAUUGAAAUUGCAAUCCGAGACCUUUCGGGGGGCAAGAACAGCUGUUUGCACACCCUGAUUAACCCUGACCAACAUGUUCCAAAUUCUCACAUUCAUGGUAUCACAACCAACAUGGUGAAUAGAUCAGAUGUUCCAAGGAUGAAGGACUUCAUUCCAAUCCUAAUGCACUAUAUCAGACUUCGUCAACGAAUUCCUGGAAGCCUUUGUCUGUUUAUUGCUCACAAUGCACGUAGUUUUGACGUUCCUUUCUUAGUCAAGGAAUUCAGCCGCUGUUCAAUGGUUAUUCCUUCUAAUUUGCUGUUUCUGGACACCCUUCCUCUGGCGCGGCAGUUGAUGAAGUUGAAUGGAUCAAGGCUACACUCACUACAAGCACUCCGUGAACACUAUAACAUUCAAUCAGGAGAUGCAACACAUAGAGCCAUGUUAGAUGUGGACUUAUUGUCAGCUAUACUUGAGAAGAUGACAGUGGACAUGAAGCUCACAAUUGCUGAUUUUCUUGAAAACUCUUUCGCGGCUCCGGAUCCCAUUGAUUUGAUGAAGACUAAAAAGAAGUGCUGAAGCUAGCAUUGCAUGUGACUGCUUAGAUUAUGUUCUCUACUAUUGUUGUCUUCGUGAAUCAUAUGGCGACUAUUGUUACUCAUUGCAUUGGGUACCCAAUGCUCUGUAAUUAAUUUCCUUUUGUUUUCAAAGCGCCUUUCCUUUUUCAUUGUUUGAUGAAAAACUAGAAUGAUGUUGGUAAAAUGUUCAUUAGUUCAUGCAUUUGCAGUUGGAAUAGACUUUGCAUUUGCAGAAAAAAAUAAUAAAUUGCCCAAAAAAAAGGGAAAAAAAAAAUAAAUUGCU